Messenger RNA from Pogona vitticeps (central bearded dragon), 5394 nucleotides. It is a transcript of the gene ZDHHC20, whose product is annotated as zDHHC palmitoyltransferase 20. The record is from RefSeq and is a predicted model, not a curated record. Lineage: Eukaryota; Metazoa; Chordata; Lepidosauria; Squamata; Agamidae. Gene Ontology annotation, molecular function: palmitoyltransferase activity.
CGCUCCAGUCGGGCUGUUGCCGUCCUCAAAGAGUCGCUGCGCAGCAGGCAGGCAGGCAGGCCGCCCGUCCGGGCAGCCGGCCCUGCCCCCUUAGCGUGCAGGGAAGGGAGCGCGGGGGCGGGCGCCGAGAGGAGGCUUCGCCGCAUCGGCCAGAGCGGAGAGGUGGCGGCUGCUGCUGCUGGCGGCCGCGGCGGCACUAGUAGUAGUAACAGCGGCAGCCACAGCAACGGCGCAGAUGGCUCCUGCGGGCGGCGGCGGCGGCGGCUCGACGGCGGGGAAGAUGGCGCCGUCGCACGUCCUCAAGUGCUGCCAGAAGGUGCUGGCGUGGGUGCCCGUGGCCUUCAUCGCGCUGGUCGUGGCCUGGUCCUAUUACGCCUACGUGGUGGAGCUCUGCGUGUUUACAAUUACCUCAACUGGAGAAAAAGUUGUCUACCUUGUGAUUUUUCAUCUGUCGUUUGUCAUGUUUGUGUGGUCCUAUUGGAAGACUAUUUUUACAUCUCCUGCCUCCCCUUCCAAUGAGUUCUGUUUGUCCAAAAGUGAUAAAGAGCAGUAUGAAAAAGAAGAGAGACCAGAAUCCCAACAGGAAAUACUGAGAAGAGCUGCCAAAGACCUGCCUGUGUAUACUACAACAACAUCAAGAGCCAUAAGAUACUGCGAUAGAUGCCAGUUAAUCAAGCCUGAUCGAUGUCAUCAUUGUUCUGCCUGUGACCUAUGUGUACUGAAAAUGGAUCAUCACUGUCCAUGGGUGAAUAACUGCGUGGGAUUUUCCAACUACAAGUUUUUCCUCCUGUUUUUAUUUUAUUCCCUCCUGUAUUGCCUAUUUGUUGCUUCUACAGUUCUGCAGUAUUUCAUAAAGUUUUGGACACUUUGCCGCAGGAAAUCUGCUGAGAAUUGUCCAAAGAAUGAACUGCUGGACACACGUGCAAAAUUCCAUGUUCUCUUCCUUUUCUUUGUGGCCGCCAUGUUCUUCAUCAGUAUACUGUCAUUGUUUAGCUACCAUUGCUGGCUAGUUGGCAAAAAUAGAUCAACUAUAGAAGCAUUCCGGGCACCUAUGUUUCGAAAUGGUCCUGACAAAAAUGGUUUCUCACUUGGAUGUAGCAAAAAUCUAAGAGAGGUUUUUGGAGAUGAAAAAAAAUACUGGUUACUACCCAUUUUUACCAGCUUAGGAGAUGGCUGCAAUUUUCCAACACGGCUGGUGAUCAUGGAUCCAGAACAACUUGCUGCUUCAAGCCCAAAUGAACUUGCUAAAAGCUCUAGCCCCAGUCAACCUUUUCCUAUUCGGCCACUCAGUGAAUCUCAAAAUCGACUGCUAGCCAAUGAAAACCAGUGGGUGGAAGCUGGUUCAGAAGAUGAAAAUAUUAAAUCAGGUGUAAAAAAGCAUAUUGUAGUUUCAUUGGAGAGCUGAUCUUGGUUUCAUUGUCCACUCCUGUCAUUAGGAGGGAAAUGGUUUCUACAGUAUGUUUGUGCUUGGAUAUUACUUAAUUUUGUAAGGAAGACACUGAUAUAUCAAUGGAACAGUGCCAGCAUGUUAACAGGAUACCAAAAAAGAAAAAAAAGAAAAAGAAAAAUGAAAUUCUUGAUGGUAUCCAGUGAAUGCUUAUAAGCACUUGCAGAGCGGGACGUUUGAUGCCUUAAGAUUUCUUGAUGUUUUUCCAACAUGGACUUAAGCUGCUACAUGGGCCAAAUCUUGAAAUGUCCUGCAGGGGUGCACAGAACUCUGAAAGUGCAGAAAACUAUGCAUUCCAACUGCACUGCGGUGAAGGGGGGUUGAUUCUGCAAAGUUCAUGUGAGAAACAGUGCCAUGCAAGUAUCAUGCGGGAACUACCUUCAUAGCAAGUCCUUGGGAAGGAGGUGGGCCAUGGGAGGGAUGAAAGUGUGCCACUGAAGCUUCACAGUUCAGUUAUGUGUGGCUCAAACACCAUCUGGUGGACCUACAGCAUGGUGCAUUUUUGCUUUCCCCAGUACUGUUAUCUGAUAACCAUUUGUUUUGAUACAGUUGCAAAGCAGCCAACUCAAGACCCCGGCUUUUCAGACCUGAUAUUGAAGUUCUCUUCCUUCUGUCUAGCUUAGCUGCAAUACAUUAUUGGACAAGCAAGGUUUUCUAUUUGCUUGUUUGCUUCAGAAUUAGGACUUACUAGGAACUUGUUGCUUUUGUCUGCACAGUUAUUUUUCUCAGCUUUUUUAAAGAGCACCAAUAUUUUAAUUUCUUGGAAAUGUGUUCAUAUAAGCCAUAUCAGGAAUAUUAUUCAGGAUUUCCUCCCAUUUCUACAGAUAUGUUUACUUAAAAAUAUAUGUACAUAUUUUUGAUGAGUAAUCCUACCAUGCCAUUGCCCCUUGAAACCAACUGAUAACUUGUGUUUUCUUUCAGACCAAGUACAGAUAGAAAUCAGGCACUUCAUUUUCUGUGGGAAAGAAAGCAGAUAUGUACAUUGUGCAAGGAUUUUUAGCAGCAGUAUUCUGUGUGUGAGAGAGAAACAACAUAAGGAUUUUUUAAUGCAUCUGUUUUAUCAUCCAAGAUCAAACUAUCUUUCCAACAGUCUCACUCAGUUUGAAUCCAAAUCCUAUCCUUUCCUCAUAAGUCUUUGCUGAAAAGAAUAGUAUCCAUAACACUAAUGUGUAAUCUAAUUUUUUUCGGUUUACUGCGGGUCGUAUAGUACUGUAUACAUAUGCUGACAAGAGCUAAGUGUAUGCAAGACUUCCUCUCUGCCUCCACAAUUGCACCCACUGCCCUUCCAAGCAGAGUUCUAGCAGGUCUACUCCAAGAAACAGGCCAAGAGUAGAUCAUCCAUCAUUUCUACAUUGUUGUGCCUAUUUUAAACCCUUGUAAUGGAUUGUGACUGAAUCACUUCAAGUCAGUUGAAGUGCCAUAAAAAUACUACAUAUUUUCUAAGGCUUUUCUGGUAUAAACCCUCUCCUGUGUCAUAUAUUUGAAAUAAGCAGGGCCCUUCUUGCAAACUUUAGGCAUCAUAGAACAUACACAAAAUAACAAAUUUUAGAAGAUUUUCAUAGGUUUGGCUGUCCUCGGCUGGUUUAUAAGCAGAGGGAAGAAAUAGAACAGUAUUUGCUUCCUUCAUAACUAGUUUAGACUCAGAGCUAUAUCCUGUACUCUCUCGUACAAAAGGUACGAUCAACAUGCUCAAGGUUCUCAGUGCUAAUACCAACCUUUACCCAGAUAAUGACAUUUAGCCCCAUUCGCGCACUGAAAUACCAGUCCCUGUGAGUGCUUCAAUUUGAGUUGAAAGGUGAGAAGAAAGCUAGUACACAGCACAAAAACAUCUUGCAGAUAGCUUUUCGAAGUUAAGUGAGGGUGGCAAGCCUAUGGAGUCAACCCUCCGCACCUUUUAUAGAAUAGAAACCUUAGAACGUAGACUUCUUGAUUAAAUCUCUGCUCUUCUAAUUUGAUCUUCAGCAGUUUCAAGAGGAAAUAUGUGAUUUAGUAAAGUUUGGGAGCCAAAUUAUAUACAUAUGAAGUGUGUUUUUCAGUAAGUCAACUACAACAAAUUUUGUCUUACAGCUUAUCAGUAAACAUGCAGACUCCAUAAAAUGAAUGGGUAACAGGGUUCUCUUUGUAAAGUGUACAUAGGAAUAAAGAUUCAUCUGCACUUAUAUGUUAGGGGUCCACAUAUUUCAGAUAGUGCAUUCCUUUGUUUGCUCUUACAGGGUGAUCUAGAACAAUAUUGUCAAUAUCUAAUAUUUAAAAUUAUUAUUCUGCAAUCCUUAAACCACUUUAGAAAUGUCUCAUUGGUGACUAGUGAAACUAUAUUUGAAAAGAACCCUUACUCACAGUAUCAAUUCAUGUAACAGUAUGGCAUCAUACCACAAAAUUAUACCAAAGAUUAUUGCGUGAAAAGUUCAUGUUACGAUUUAAAGAUGUGUUUAUAGGCUUUCUUUUCCCAUUAUCCUCUCAUCAAAGGAUUUUGCUGGAACUUGAGAAUUAGUCUAUUUAUAAGCAGCCUAUUAUAAGCACAUUUGUUAUUAAUAUUAUUAAAUACAGUUAGCAUUCUGCAGGCAUAGAUACAUGCCUGGUUGCCCCAAAUCACCUACCAAUUACUGCUGAUUCUAUCAGUGUACAAUUUGACUUGCUGGCUGCUAUUGCAAGUUAGGUCUUAUGCUUUAGUUUGGAAGAUAAUUGUGGGUUGUUUUUUGUUUUGUUUUGAAAAAGUAUUUUCUAGUUAUUAGUUUCUUACUCCAAGAUAUCAAGUUACUAGAAAUUCUGAAAACUGUAUUUGUUUCUAAGCAAUCAUCAGCUUUUUGUUAGCAAAAUAAUGUAAUUUCCUUUCUCCUGUGAGUAAGUCAGUCAAGGCAGGCCAGAUAUCUUUUUAAAGUCAGCAUUAAUAUACCAAGUGAAGUUAAAUCAUAGGUACUUGACAAGGAAUUAUUUGCAUCUAUGUUGUGAGAAUAUGUAUUUAGUUAAAUAUCUAGUAUGUGUGUUCCAAAUAUUACUUGAAUCCUGUAAAUAGUAGGAAGUCUGACUAUGUUUACAAAAUAAAUUACUGAAGAUGAGUUUCAGAAAAUGAUCUGGCAGUGAUAAAUAGCUCACAACUAAUGCAUAAUAAAGCAUAAGGCUCUUGGUACCAAAAUACUUAUAAACUAUGUCAAACAAGUUCUAGUAUGUUACAAGUCUGAGAACUGUGUCAGAAAUUUGAAAUUACAACUAGGAAAACUGCAUGUGGUUUAAAGAUUGCAGCCCUUUAUGUCAGACCUAAAGGCAUUUGCCUGAACAUUCUACUGAGUUCACUGCAGGUGAUUUUCAAAGACCUGGCUUAGGAUUGCAGGAUGUAGACAACAUCUCCAUUCCCCAACAGCCCCAGUAUUAUUGAUAUGGCCAUGAGAGGCAUCCUUAGCUUACAACUAAGGCUGCUGUUAUUUAUGCAUUUGCCAGUGGGUGUCAGGACACAUUGCACUGUAUUUAUCACAAAGUUUUAUGCAAGUAUUUUACUCGUAUCUCAAUUAUACUAAGUAAGCUUGCAAAUAUUCAAAUUUAAACUGGCAAGGGGUCAUUAGAGGAUACAUAAUGUGAAUAAUGCAUAUUUAUGUUGCAGAUAGGAAUAUUCCUAUGCACAAAAAACAUAUUGCCAUUAAUUGUUUAAUACUUCAAAGUGACUUUUAAAUGGGCUUUUAUAAAUAAAAUAUUAUAAUACAAAUCACUUUGCCUGAAUUUUCAUAUUUUUAACUGCACCUUGUAAUAUCUUCAUGUGUAUUUUACACCAAUGUAAUAAUUUUAGAUCAUGUUGAAUAUUUUAUAUAUCAAAGUGCAGACUUUCAUUUAUGUCUUAAUUACAACUCCUUUUCAAGGAAAAAUGCAUCAUUUAAACCCUUUGCCAAAGUGGUGACACAUAAAUGCAUUAUGUCACAAUGAAUGCAAAAGAAACUAAAUAAAUACUUUGAAAAUAA